Cylicostephanus goldi is the source of this 449-nucleotide messenger RNA. Lineage: Eukaryota; Metazoa; Nematoda; Chromadorea; Rhabditida; Strongylidae. The record is from the annotation of a GenBank genome assembly.
UUGGAGUCAGCUACAGUAUGCAUUGAAAUUCAUGACGAUACCACUUGCAGUUAUCCUACUAGCGCUUUGUAUACUCUGGACGGCAAAAUCCACAAAUUUAUUGGACAUCAUGCAGCACAAACAGUUCUGGAGUUGAUCGACAAUGCUUUAAAUCCAGCUGUCGAUGAAUUGACUCCUGAUCAGUUUGUUCAACUUGUUGAUGGACGCAGUAGUGAUGAAACUUGGGUGGUAGACUUCUUUGCUCCUUGGUGCGGACCCUGUCAACAGCUAGCACCAGAGCUGCAAAAAGCAGCGCGUGCCCUUCGCGAUUAUGAUGAAAAAGUGCAUGUGGGCUCGGUCGAUUGUCAGGCUUACUCGCAGUUUUGUGGUCAACAAGGUGUCAACUCUUACCCAACUGUCCGGCUAUAUCCUGCAGUGAAUACCAAGCGGAGGAUGCAAGCAUACUAGUA